Messenger RNA from Macrobrachium nipponense, 2875 nucleotides. Its product is annotated as KICSTOR complex protein ITFG2-like. NCBI's taxonomy places the organism in Eukaryota, Metazoa, Arthropoda, Malacostraca, Decapoda, Palaemonidae. The record is from RefSeq and is a predicted model, not a curated record. Gene Ontology annotation, biological process: regulation of TOR signaling. Gene Ontology annotation, cellular component: KICSTOR complex. The transcript has 2 exons. Bases 1 to 1461 code for a protein of 486 amino acids.
AUGAGGGUGGUGUCAUUUGUUAAUCACAUGGAAUUUGAAUUUGAAGGUAAUAUCAGCAAGAAUGCUAUCUGUCUUGGUGACGUUGACAAUGAUGGCCAAAAUGAACUCAUUGUAGGCAGUGUGAAGGGGGUCUUAGCUAUUUUCAAAGGUGAAAAGUCCAGGCCAGUCCACGUCUUCACAGAUUUAGGGAUGGUAACGGCUGUGGCAGUUGGGGACAUCUUUAACUUUGGUUAUAAUGUGUUAAUUGCAACCACUGGCUGUGGCAUCUGUUACAUUUAUGAUUUUGCCAAUGUGCAGCUGGGUGAUCCAUUGCAGGAUAAAGGAGAAUUGCAGCCUGUGCAUGUUCAGCACAUUCCUGCUAAUGUUAAAGAAAUAUUAGUUGGGGAUGUUAAUGGCGACGGGUUAGCAGAAGUAGUCGUUGGGUUAACUGACCGUGUUGUGCGCACAUACCGUUGGAUUAAUAUAGGAAAUGUAGUUGGAGGAAAGUUAAAUGGGAAACUAGUUGGUCAGAGUAAAUGGGAGUUAGUGGACCAGAUAGGAAAUAUUUCGUUGAGUGAAUGCAGUGAUGGCAGCCCUUCUGUUCUUGCAGCACAGCCGGGGGGUACCUAUUUCACCCUUAAAGCACGAACUCACGAGGAUAGUGAUCAGGAUCCCUUUGAUGAUAAUGUGCCAUGGGAAGUGCUAACAAAAAUGUCUGUCUUUUAUCAUGGGUUAAGCUCGGCCCGACUUCGUAAUCCCCAAAUUGAGACCCAGAUUGUAGGCAACAUAAGACUAGAUAGGUUUAGAUAUAAUUCUGAUGGGGAAGGGAGUGGAGGUGGGAAAUUUGAAGCCAUUGUGGAGGAUGGAAAUAACCUGGAAUUCCCCAGUAGCUUUGGUUUUGUCAAGUCCCAUUUGCAUUCUGGGUAUGUCCAGAGAAAGCACUCCACUGGUGCCGAUGAGGAAGGGGGUGACGGUGCAUCGUCAUCCAACCAUCAGGAACACUCUCCAAAGCCUUCGGUUGGGUUUGCCGUAGCUACUUUAGAUGGCACCUUGAUGCUGGUGCAUGAUGGCAAAAUCAAGUGGAAUCUGCAAGUGGAUCAUCAGUUAUUUGCUGUCCAUGCAAUGGAUGUCACUCAGAAUGGGAAGGAUGAGGUGAUAGCUUGUGCAUGGGACGGCAACACUUACAUUGUGUACGACAAUAUGUACUGCGUGCGAUUUACAUUCCCACACCACGUCAACACUUUCAAAGCUGGCCUGUAUGGGAUCAAAGGAAAACAGGUGCCUUCCCUGGUCUACGUCACGUUCAACAAUCGCAUCUUUCUGUACCCUGACAUCACAAUGCCACACAUCGUCACCACAACAGUUACGGAGGUUUUGAAGAAUGAACCAAGAUACAAGAAGUUCCUUGAAAAAAUGGGCAUUGAUGCUGGUGAUCAGUCAAAACUGAAAGCAGUUAAUCAUUACUUGUUAUAUGGGAAGUAAAGUAAAUAGUUAGCUAUACUUUUGUACCAUUGUUGUCACUUGGAACCUUGUAGCAAAAGUCUCCAGCAUUCUGUCAGUUUUACUGUUGCUGUUUAAUAGUGUAUACUAAUGCUGAGAUGAGUUAAUGGUAUUGAAACAUGAAUCUCUUGAGCUGUAUCAUAGGAUCCAUUAAAAAGUGUAAGCACUGAGAACCUUAGUACUAUUGUCUUUUAUUGCUUAUGCUUUCAUUAGAUCUGUCUCAAUGUUACAGGUUUAAGAGAGGUUGACCGAGUGUGUUAGCUUGCUUCUCCAUCUGAUAUUUUUACAAGGUCUUUACUUGAAGUCAGGAUACAGUUAGAAAGCAAAGUUGUGAUUACAGAAGUGUUAGAAAGUAUAUUUCAUUGUAUACAUAUAACUCGCUAGAAAUAAUGUAAGAUAGUAUCAUAGUGAAGAGGUCCUUGUGAGUGUCACAAAAUUGCUGAUGGUUGUAUACAAGCAUAUGACUAACAGUAUGUAAUCUCUAAUUAAUUUCCAGCUUUCUACUUUUUCAGGAAUUCAAAUGCUGGUAAUGUGAAGGCAUUGGUUUUCAAAGCCAGUAUGAAGUUUGAAUAGUAAAAUGAGAUUCAGUAGAUGCUAAAUCCCACUUUACUACUUGGUCUUCACACUGAGUUUUAAAUCAAUGCUUUCAGUUAUUAAACCAUUCCAUAAAAUACCAUAAACAUUGGCUUUCCCUAGUACUAUAAUAUUACUUCACAUGACUUCUAACCCAUUAUAUGUGUACACAGGAGUAAUUUAUAAAACUGUAGCCACCUUUUCAUUUUCCAAGAGUAUCCCGAACCAGAAAGUAACUGUUUCUCGGAAAGAUUUAACUUUUUCAUAUGAAGUGAUUUAAGGGACAGCUGAAAAAACUGGAACUUUAGAACAGUUGGCAACUUCCAGGAGACCUCCCGUUUAUCCAAAUUUAAGGUUGUAUGGAACUUGAUAUGAUUAUUUGUUUGGACACCACAUAUUUUGUUCAAGAAAUAAGAAAAGAUGUUUUUCAGUUUAAGAAACACAAUUAACAACAAAUAAAGUACUGCAUAUCUAAUUACUGUAGUGUAUACACUGCCAAUUUUUUUUUUAUAUCAAAUGGUGCCAGACAGAUCUUUUGUUAGUGCAAAGUUCUUAUGUUUUAGUAGAAAGUAGCUCAACUUUUUUAAUGUUCUCGUGGAAAUUUUGUGUAUAAUUAAUUAUAACAUCAUACACGUAUUCCUAUAGCGCGCUCUGUUACAAAUUUACCACCACAAUUUUUUCCUCAAGGCCAAAACCGUAUUUUUUUGUCUGAAGUUUUAUAAUUGUUGCUCUUGGCUGAAGCAACUGUUGGUAGUUAUGUAAAUAAUGUAGGUCUUUUACUUGUUAUUUUCUGAUUUAUUAAUAAAGAUUGUAUACAAUGAAA